AUGUUGGAGCCCUCCAGGCAGAUUGCUAUCGUGAAGAAUUUCCGCAUGAGCAAGCGGGUGAGCUCGUUCGUCUCAGACGCGAUUCAAUGCCUCACGCUCAUCCCUCGCGGCGGGGACAUGACCACCGGAGUAGACAACGGCUCGGUGUGGGCCGGGUGCUCGGACGGCUCGUUGUGGAUUUUUGACGCGUCGUCAGAGGCGCUCUUGUACAGGGCCAUUGAUGGGAACGCGUGGUGCGGGUCUCUGUCGGGCAAGCUGUACAUUUGGGACGUGCGGGACCUGCGCUGCCGUAUGGUGCACGAGCUGGGCGCGGUGCCGGUUUGGAGUGUGGUGGAGCACCAGGGCAAGGUGUGGGCCGCGGUGGGUGCCGCUAUCGUGCGGUUUGAUGCGCAGACCUACGCCAAGAUCGACGAGUUGAAGGGGCACACGAAGCCCAUCACGUGCCUCCUGGCCGUGGGUGGCGAGGUAUGGAGUGGCGGCCAAGAUCACACAAUUCGAGUGUGGCGCGGCUCUGACGGUUCGAUGACGCACACCCUUAGCAAGCACUCCCAGAAGGUGUAUUCCCUACUGGCCUACAGCGACACGUGCGUGUGGAGCGGAAGCUGGGACAAGACGAUCAUCGUGUGGAACACCAGCACCAAGGAACCAACUCAGGUGUUGCAGGACGUGCAUGACGAUGCCAUCUCGGCUCUUGUGGCCGUUCCCGGCGCCACUCAGCGCGUCUGGUCGGCCUCGUGGGACAAAAGCAUGUGCGUUUGGGCGUGA
Molecule: messenger RNA, 765 nt
Organism: Acanthamoeba castellanii str. Neff
Lineage: Eukaryota; Discosea; Longamoebia; Acanthamoebidae
Product: WD domain, G-beta repeat-containing protein
Exons: 7
Coding region: 1-765 (254 amino acids)
Molecular function (GO): protein binding
Source: RefSeq, a predicted model, not a curated record